AUGUGGAGCAGGUGGUCCAUCGGAGGUGGAAGGCGGAGCAGGUGGUCUAUCGGAGGUGGAGGCGGAGGUGGAGCAGGUGGUCCAGGCGGAGCCAGGCGGAGCAGGUGGUCCAUCGGAGGUGGAGGCGGAGCAGGUGGUCCAUCGGAGGUGGAGGCGGAGCAAGGUGGUCCAGGUGGAGGAGGUGGAGGCGGAGCAGGUGGACCAGGAGGUGGAGGCGGAGCAGGUGGUCCAUCGGAGGUGGAGGGAGCAUGUGGUCCAGGCGGAGGUGGAGCAGGUGGUCAGGCAGGCAGGUGUCCAUCGGAGGUGGAGGCGGAGGAGGUGGAAGCCAGAGGCUUAGGUGGAGUGGAGCAGGUGGUGGUGGAGACAGGUGGUCCAGGCGGAGGUGGAGCAGGUGGUUCAGGCAGAGGUGGGGGAGAGCAGGUGGUCCAGGCGGAGGUGGAGGUGGAGCAAGUGGUCCAGGGGGUGGAGGUGGAGAGGUGGUCCAGGCGAGGUGGAGCAGGUGGUCAGGCGGAGGUGGAGGCGGAGCAGGUGGUCCAGCAGAAAGUGGAGGUGGAGCAGGUGGUCCAGGUGGAGGUGGAUGUGGAGCAGGUGGUCCAGGCGGAGGUGGAGGAGGAAAACACAUAA
Messenger RNA from Penaeus vannamei (Pacific white shrimp), 624 nucleotides. NCBI's taxonomy places the organism in Eukaryota, Metazoa, Arthropoda, Malacostraca, Decapoda, Penaeidae. The record is from RefSeq and is a predicted model, not a curated record.